AUGUGGGUGCAGAUCAGCAAGAUGAGCAGUACCAAUCUGCAGACCUGGAAGUCUUUUCUUGCAGCCAUCGCCGGAGCGGCAACUCCAGAUGAGCAUGGAGAUUCCGACCUUCAGCUACAGCUUCUGAAUACGCUGACUGCUCAGUUUCCCGAUUCUGUCGAUGCAGCAUCCUACGACUACCUGAAAGAGGUGAACUGCAGUAUUGCAGCCUACGUCAUUUGCAACGCCACUCUCCGCCGCACAGGGCAGUCAUGGGUCAACUGCAGAGAUACCCUGAAUGGCAAGUCGGCGAAGAGCAAAAACACGUCGCCGCCCCAUGCGGCUGUGGAUGUGACAAUUCUGGCGCGGAACUUCUACCUCGCGAAGCAG
Symbiodinium necroappetens is the source of this 369-nucleotide messenger RNA. The record is from the annotation of a GenBank genome assembly. Lineage: Eukaryota; Dinophyceae; Suessiales; Symbiodiniaceae.